UUUAGAAAAUUUUGCGCAUGGUUCAAGGACGGUGACUUCUAGACGCAAAACAUAAACAUCAUUACUCCCAGUAAUAUUGACAGAAAAAUUAAAGUACUCUCCGAGAUAUUUUUAUUUUUGAUUUAAUUUUUAUUAUGAUCAAAAAGCCAAUAAUUUAAACGCUAAUAUGAACAAUAACAAAUAUGGAAAGGAGGAUUUAUUUAACAUUGAUUAAACAAUUGUUACAUUGGUUCGUUCAAUACAUCAACAUAUUAGCGGCAUUGAUUGAAAUUGAUUUCAAACCCUAUUUUCAUCAAAUAAUUACGAUAAGAUUCGGAUAAUUAUAUGUAUUAGCAUUCGUAGUUCAUUAGGUAACUAUAAUCGAAAAAUAUGUUACGUGGGUAUUUAGCGUUACAUGUUUAUUUAGUAAGACAGUGGGCUCCUAAGUGAAGUGAUGAUGGUUCAAUGGUGUGAAUGAGUAUUUUUGUUACCAACUUAUUUCAAGUAUAAAAUCAGUUCAAUAAGUUUUGAUGGUGUUUUUUUGCAGUGGAAUUAAUAUAUAUAGUCAAUCUUAGGCAAAGAGUUACAGUAGGUAUAUGUCAUAGGAUUCAUAAAAAUUGCUAGGAAAUACGAAAUAAAUUUACUACAUUUCGGAUACAGUGUGCCCAUAAUGUACUGUGACUAUUGUGAACUUUAAUAUCAGGGCAUCUACUUGCGAAGUAAAGACAAAGUUAGUUUAAAAAUCGAACUACCUCCUUAUUAUAUUCUAAGAUGUCAAAUUGCCGGAUGUUGAACGUUGCCAUUUUUCUUAAUAUAGAUAUUGAAUUUUGAUUGGCGAUUUGUCAAUUUUUCGCGACAAGAUAAGUUAACUUUUCACGUCACUAUACGUUAUGCCCAAAAGUCAUUUUUGUACUUUCAAUAACGAUUUUUAUGUUUUUUGUGAAAUGUUCCGUGAUUAUUUAUCAUGACGGUUAGGAUAAGCAAGAGAUAAUCAUAUUAAUAUAUUCAAAGUGUCCUAACGUUGCGGCGUACUGAUUUAAAAUAGUGAGGUGGAAACUAUAUGUGCACAAAAUCGACCACCAUCUCUGGUUGUAUCAAGAUUUGUUAGAGUUGUAAUCUGGUAUAAUUUGGACCAACCUUGGGAAGAAGAAUUUGCAAGUAUAAUCCCAACCUAUUCAAAAGAAAUGAGACGACAAUAAUAUAAACAAGAGAGCGACCUCAGAUAUAUGGACAAGAAUGCCAAAACGAAGUAUAACGCUGUCGAAUCUUUCACAUUACCGAUGCGGUAGGCUAGCGUAGUCUUCGCACGUGGACGCAAACACGGAACCGCCACAAGGUGCGCAAUUUUUAAUUUUGAUGACGUCAUGACACACAAUAAAAAAUGAAUCCUAGAAGAACACGAACAUGAAAAAGAAUUCUAACAAAAACAUAAUAACAAAAUUUUCUUUCCGUGUUCAAUAAGAGUAUGUAAAAUAUAUCCAAUCAGGCAAUUUAGACCCUGCUAUUGUUAAAUUGUUUCUUCUUCUCUCAUACACGAUUGCAUACAUCGAUAGUAAGUUUGACUAGCAGUUUUGGGUUGACUAAUUUUGUCACAUUUUUUAGGUUUUCUGCUUAUUUCUCCUGAACAGUUAUUAAUUUAUAUUAAACGUUGCUUAAAGCACUGCAUUUAAUUACAGAUGCAUUUUACAGUUUAUACAUAUUUUAUGGAACUAGGUAGUAGCUAAAAUUAUAAGAAAAGAUUUGUUUUGGAAAUACCACUCAUGUAUAGUGGAUCGGAUAGUCAAAAAAUGGGUGCACCGUCAUCACAGAAGUUUAUGGAAGUAUCGGGAGGUAAAACUACAAUAAUGCGGACACAGUCUUCAAAACAAACGCCAGAAAAUCGUGAAAAUAAGACUCGUAGAAUUGCAACAUUUCCGACGAUAUUGAAAUAUGAUAUUGUAAACGUUCAUAACAUUCAUAUUCCCGAAUUAGUCCCCGAUUCUCGUCUUGAAAAACACAUUCCUAUGCCGUACAACAAAGCAGCCAAUUUGCGUUGUAAUCGAUUUUACAUAAAUUUAUCAAAAGAUAAACCGUUAUCUAAAACGUCCAGGGCUAAAACUAAAAACAUGCAAAAUGUACCUAACAAUUUGACAAAAAAUUUAGGACCUGUUUCAAAACCUUUCUCCGAAAAGCGCAAUCGAUUUCAAAAACACAGAAAUCAAAAAUCAUCAAGAUUUUUAACAACCGAACCUGAAGGCCACAGUGAGCGCCAACUGGAAAGAGCCAAAUCAGUUCCUACAAGACAAUUCACAGCUUCUGAAUUCUCCCAGCGUAAUAGACGUCAACGUAGCAAAAGCGAUAGCGUGGUCAAAGAGCAACCACGACUGAAUAAUUUCAAUGCUGAUAAAAAUCACAGUCAUCGUCUUGCUACAAUCGUAUACCGUCAAACAUUUGAAGACGGCCGUACAAUUAAAAUAUACAACAAUGCCACCAGGCCUUCUGCAGGCCGAUGUCGAUCGAAAAAAGCUGCUUCCGCUUCAGUUAUUAAGUCUUCAUCGUAUACAAGCUCCAAAUACCUCAGCCUUUGUUAUGGGUGUUUGGGAGAUACCGGUAGUGAAUCAAGCGAUUUAUCAUCUGGCGAAGAAGACGAUGAAGGAAGUGACACCGACAAUGGCGCAGAAGGAAAAGCGUCUUGUCAGCUAGAAAUCGAACAAGGUUCAGUAGAAAGCGAAGAUGAUGAUGGAGAUAGUACCGGUACUGAGACCGAUGAAGAAGAAUCGAUCGAUUCGAGAGCCUCUGAUUGCAGUUCUUUAUUCGAUGAGGAAUUGGUGCUGUAUGAUACACAGGGUGGGGCAGAUGGAUGUGUAAAUGAUACUGAUGAUGAUUUCAACUAUGACAGAGGAUGCCGGGAUGAUGCAGACGACGAAAAAGACGAACUUGACUCAAUAUUUGCUAUGUCUGAUAUAUAUGAUUGAAACGACGGAUUAUUUAUUGUUAUCAGAUCUUGGGAAAAAGAUUAAUAUUAUCGCCAUAUUUGUUUAUGCUCAUGCUUCUUACCACAUUUAUGUAUUGGCUAAUACAGUUAUAUCAAUGUUGAUGAAUAAUAAUAAGAAGAAUUAAAAAGAAAUACUAACAUGAUGAUCAUCAAAAACAAAAUACCAAAACGAUUCAAAAAUGAUUGUCAUGUAUUGAAAUUGUGCAAAUAUUUAUUAUAUUUUGAAACAUCAUACGAAUAUCACGCAUUGUUUAUUUAAUAUUCGAGUAUGCCAUAUUAGACAAUAGUGAGGUUGAUGUUCAAACGAAAAUCAUUCUUUUAAAAGCUAAUAAGAUAGUGUUAACAAGAGAUCCAUACUCAGAUAUAUGGACACCAGGGUCAAAACGAAGUAGUAUCAAAUCUUUUACAGUACACUGAGUACAGGUAGUCUGGACGCCAGAUCACUGCAAUGCGCUCGCGAGACCGCCAAACGGUGCUCAAUUUUUAAUUCUGAUGACUUUUGCGCACAAAACUUCAUAGUGAGAAGGGGAUUCUAAGAGCCCACAGAAUCCUUUUAAAUAAAUUAAAAUAAUACCCUUUUUGCGACAACAAAAAUCUUUAACUAUAGAACACACAAAGCAAUGGGUUCAGUAGUUUUCUGUCCAAUAACAGAUUCAAAUAUUUAAAGUAAAAGGACGCGAAGUGGACCUAUGAAUCUUUUCGUUAAUAUGUUGUUGUUGUUGGUAUUUUUUUUCUCGUUGGACACGAAGUGAACCUAUAGAUCGUUUUCUUCUUCUAAUUAUUAUGUUGUUGUUGAUGAUAUUGGUAUUUUUUUUCUUGUUGUCAUAGUUGUUGCGAAAAAUCGCUUCAGUCUUUUACUACUGAACCAAUUGCUUUAAAAUUUUUAAUGAUUAAAAAUUGCUGUUGUCACUAUGCGGCUAUUGCUCUUAUUUAAUUCAAAAAUUUCUGUGGGCUCUAUUGGAUUCGUUUUUCACGAAAUAUAACGUCUUCAAAAUAAAAACAAACUGCGCACCUUGUGGCUGUUCCACGUUUGCGUUCGCGAUCGUUGCGAUUUGGAAAUAGGUCGAAGUCAGGAAGA
This is a messenger RNA of Styela clava, 4031 nucleotides long. RefSeq lists its product as uncharacterized. The record is from RefSeq and is a predicted model, not a curated record. Lineage: Eukaryota; Metazoa; Chordata; Ascidiacea; Stolidobranchia; Styelidae.